AUGGACCGCGACCCGACGGAGGUUGACGAGCGAGAUCCAUGCACCACAACCUUGCUGCAGCACAUGAUCGCCGGCUCCUUCGCCGGCGUCUCAGAGCACUCUCUGAUGUUUCCUGUCGACACAGUGAAGACGAUGGUCCAGGCCGGAGGUGGGCGGGGCGCGAGGCCGGGCGAGCCAUUCGCGGCGGGCGGAACCAGUGCCCGCAUGGCCGUCGUCCGUGAGCUGGUCGCAAAGAAUGGUCUCGGCGUGCUGUGGCGCGGCGUCGGCGUUGUCCCAGUCGGAUGCAUCCCGGCGCACGCGAUGAUGUUCUCCGUUUACGAGAUUAUCCUGGAGGCGGGCGGCUCGCGGCAGCAGGCUGCUACACCAGAGCGGGUGGCCGCUGUCGGCGCUGCGGCCGGCGGCGUCGCCACCUUGUUCCAUGAUGCCGUCAUGGUGCCCACCGAGACGGUCAAGCAGCGGCUGCAGCUUGGAUACUACCGCAAUGCGCAGCACUGCCUGGAGCGGAUCGUGGCCAAGGGUGGCACUAGCCUGUUCCGCAGCAUGCCCACGACGCUCGCGAUGAACGUGCCGUACAACUCCCUCAUGAUGAUGUGCAACGAGUCGCUGCGAAAGUGGCUCAACCCGAGCGGGGACUUCAACUUCUACCUCUUCUCUGGCUGCGUCUCGGGCGCACUUGCGGCGGGCGUGACAACCCCGCUCGACGUCGUCAAGACGGCGCUACAGACUCAAGGCCUGCGCCCGCCCACUGCGGAGAGCGGCUACUCGCGCGACGUGCCAAAGCACUUUGAGGUGCGCUUCCGGGGCGCCGGCGACGCCAUCCGCGCGAUCUGGCGCGCGAACGGGCUGCGCGGCUUCCUCUGGGGCAUGCGCCCUCGGAUGCUUCAAGUCGGCCCGUCGUGCGCGAUCUCCUGGUGCGCGUACGAGUCGAUGAAGCACACGCUGGACAAGUUCGGCGUCGGGCGGGCUGGCGCUGGGUGA
This is a messenger RNA of Emiliania huxleyi CCMP1516, 978 nucleotides long. RefSeq names its product mitochondrial carrier family. The transcript is spliced from 2 exons. Gene Ontology annotation, biological process: iron import into the mitochondrion. Gene Ontology annotation, molecular function: ferrous iron transmembrane transporter activity. The record is from RefSeq and is a predicted model, not a curated record. Bases 1 to 978 code for a protein of 325 amino acids. NCBI's taxonomy places the organism in Eukaryota, Haptophyta, Isochrysidales, Noelaerhabdaceae. Gene Ontology annotation, cellular component: mitochondrial membrane.